GGGGAUACUCAUUCCGCCUUAGAUUGCUGAAGCGGGUCAUUUGGUCUGUGUUCAUGCAUGUUACUUUCGCUUGUGUUAUUUUUUCUCCUCAUAACUAUUUCGAAUGGUUUGACUAAGUUCAUUAGUUCUAACUUUAUUGAAUAUGUUUCAGGGGAAAAUGAUUAUUUACAUCUUCGGGUGAUAAAUCCAUCUACUCUGCCGUUCACAUAUCGCUUAAGUCCUGGUCAAAUAGGACCCCAUUUUAAUACAACAUUUACGUCUACCUCAUUAGUGGUAACAGAACCUCCUCACGCAUGUGAGCUGGUAAGUAAUGCACAUGAAGUUAAUCGAAAUAUUGCUCUCAUAAUUCGUGGAGGUUGUAGUUUCGUCACGAAAGCUAUUAAUGCUCACGUCGCCGGUGCAGUUGCUGUGAUUGUUUAUGAUUUUAACCGCAAGGCUAUCCACACAUUUAGCAUGAUUCAGGACGAUACUUCCAGACGUGUGCAGAUACCAUGUGCGUUUAUGAAUGGAAAAGAUGGGUAUGUUAUUUGUAUACUUAAAUUUUAAACUGCUUCGGUGGACACAAGUAAUUUUUAUAGCCUUUGUUAGCCGCUUAUCUUUGACAGAUGAUUGAAUGGAAAUAACUACUCCGAUGUGGUUUGAAAAUCAGUUUACUUAAAAGUCACUUUGGCGAAUAUAAACGGGAGAAUUUCAAGUAAAUGUAGUUAAAACAUCAAACCAUUCAAAAUCUUCGGUUGUGUAGUAAUCCAGUACGGUUUCGUGUUACUUGCGCUAACUCUAAACAUGAGUGAAAUUUAUGUAGACACUCAUGCAAACAACUAACGGAUGUUAUGACUGAUGCCAUUUUCCUUCUAUGAAAUUUGUGCAGAGCAAUAGCACUUGCUAUUUUGCAUUUGAAAUUUAAGAAUAGAGACUAGGAACUUUGAAUAAACUAUAGCUGAUGAGUGAAAGUGAAAUAAUCGUCAUCGGACAGUAAGACAAUUUCAUUCGCGUACUCGAUAUCAAAACUUUCUCUAGUGAAAGGAUCCAGACCACCACUUCUUAAUUACAUCGGAGCUGUUUCCAGAAUGUUAUGAAAAUUUUGGAGACGAAUGGUGUAAUUAAGUAACUCAAAAUCCACUACUGAUCUGGAUCAGUUGAGAGGUGAAUGCAUGAAGUCGCUACGUGAGAUAGUUUGCACAAUGCAUCCAAAACAUUAGCAAAACCAGUAACCACACCCUUCUUAAAGAGAUAAUCAUGGAGAACAGUCCUGUCCAAUAGAUAAAAGGCAACACCUAUCAGCAAACACGACCGUUGGGCUAUAAAAAUUGUUAGUUUUGUUGGGACAAAAGUUAUCUUGUGAUAACUACAUAGGAAUCAGUUUAACAGUAUCCAAGAAAUUUGCCUCGAUAAUCAUCCAGUGCUUAACGUGAACUCACAAUGAUCAAACUAGAGGGAUCCAUGCUUGUUUCAGAUAUAGCUGUGCAUGUGUAGACUAAACAUUCGCACCUCCUCAGGUUCUAUAACGCAGACAUACCGACUCCCAACCAUAGUUAAAUUUCUCGACCCCUAGGCGACAUUUUAUCCUGUAAAUCGACAAGUUUUAAGGCAGCCUCUGUCAUUGCAAUACGUACCAAAAAAGUACAUUAACAUAGUAGAUGCUCCACUUAAACACUUCUGGUUGAGUCUGAGUUUAUGUCGAAAUGUUAUCAGAAAUUAUAACUUUAAAUAGUGUUUGUCUGGAUUGUACACUUCCCCCGUUUUCGUUUGACUUUGUGGUCGACAUGCUUUUCAAAAUGACACUUCCAUCGCCUGACAUUUUAGCUGCUGGUCUACCAGGAUAUUUACUUAUUGACUCAGAUGAUAUAGUUAUGUUUGGUGAAGACACUGACACAAUGUAGUCUUCUGACCACGUCAAACAACGAAGCAAGGAUGUUUUGGAUGCUCUUCUCUUCCUCCGAAUUCAAAAUCUUGCCUUGGAAUUGAUUUUCCCUGUCAUCUGAAUCAGUGAUAGGAAGUCAAGUAAUUAAAUGUACCGAUCGUUUCAAUUAUCUUGGGAGCCUCAUCAGUCCCAAUGUGGCGGUAUCUGACAAAAUUUCGUAGUAAUAAGCUCAACAGGAAACAAAAUUUAGUCGGAUACAUAUAAGUAUUAACUGGUUUUGGUGAUUUCAAAAAUAAUUAACUAGAUUUACAUUUAAUUUUUCUCUUUAAUUUUUAAAGGCAUUCAAUAACCACUGCUUUGGAUAAUUUAAAUCUAACGAAAGCAUUAGUUGAUUUUCCUGUUAAUGUUUCUAUGGUUCCAGUAUAUCACUUGCGUUUAUCUCCAUGGACAUUAUGGUGAAGAAGAAAAUAUACAUUCAACCUUAUUUGCUUAUACAAAUGAAUGACUACAUGACUGUAAUUUCUGCACUAUGAGUACAUUUGUAAAAUACUACUUCUUGUAUAUGACAAUAUGUUUUCAUAUGACCUACAAUUCUUUCAUUUAAAAAUGAGAUUUCCUUUGGUCAUAUAAUUCACUAACAUUAUAUUCUACGUUUGUCCUUUCUUCAACGUUUUGGUCUCCAUUUUCCCAUGUAAAUAGUUCUUUUUGUUAAACCUGCCUACUAUCUUCUCCCAACUGAGUAAUUAUAGUUUU
This is a messenger RNA of Schistosoma margrebowiei, 2614 nucleotides long. Lineage: Eukaryota; Metazoa; Platyhelminthes; Trematoda; Strigeidida; Schistosomatidae. The record is from the annotation of a GenBank genome assembly.